Puccinia graminis f. sp. tritici CRL 75-36-700-3 is the source of this 384-nucleotide messenger RNA. RefSeq lists its product as uncharacterized. The coding region runs from base 1 to 384 and encodes 127 amino acids. NCBI's taxonomy places the organism in Eukaryota, Fungi, Basidiomycota, Pucciniomycetes, Pucciniales, Pucciniaceae. The record is from RefSeq and is a predicted model, not a curated record. The transcript is spliced from 2 exons.
AUGUCUUACUUCAUGCUGCACUACGGUUCAAGUUCUGCGUUUCAAAAAAAUUGUCGACUCGAUUAUAAUGGAGAUCAAUGGACAUCCCUCAAACUCCCUCACCUAAAGAACUUGCGCAAAAUUCAGUUCUUCUCACGUGCAGGAAUGUGCCUCCUAAUGGGUAAAUAUGUUAUCCUCAAACCUGAUGCACCUAGAACCCGACGCCGGGUCAUCUGCGGUAACGGCAACGUCGUACGCGGUAACCCUGACAAGUCCGGCUCGGUGGCAUUAAGUCCACCCAGCUCCGCGCGGUGUGGAAUCGGUGCGACAAUCUGUCCGAGCCCUCGUCGUAAGGUGGUUUCUGAGGAGCAUCAAACAGUGCUACAUAUUCUAAUGCUUCAAUGA